AUGCUAAGAGAGUCUUUGAUCGUUUCUGUUCACCAUUUGCACCACUCUAAUGAUGCUAAUGGUGAAGGUGAUACACCAAACAACCAGGAUGAUGAAGAGGAAAGCGGCCAAUGUGCGUUGACGAUCACAGAUGGAGCCAAAAUCGCCACCGAUUGCACAACCACAGCCAUUAUUGAGCUGGGCUGUUGCGAAACAUGGUCCGAGUUGCUCAGAUGGUUGCUCAGAACAAUGAUUCUGGCAGCUAGUCCUAAUGCAACGCAUGAUAGAAAUAGAGUGAAGAUUCUGAAAAACAGCGGGAUGUACGAAUUGUUCAUGAUGAUGUCUCCGAGCCAGGGUUUCCAUUCCUUCUUGUUCUCAGAGAUCCAAAAGCCGGCAUGCGACCGGUAUUUUGUCUUGUCGUACGGUCCGGAGUUGUUCCCGUUGGACUCUCCAGAGUCCAUGUACGACGACUCCGGUCCGCCAUAG
Molecule: messenger RNA, 465 nt
Organism: Ogataea philodendri
Lineage: Eukaryota; Fungi; Ascomycota; Pichiomycetes; Pichiales; Pichiaceae
Exons: 2
Coding region: 1-465 (154 amino acids)
Source: RefSeq, a predicted model, not a curated record